Coffea arabica (coffee) is the source of this 3788-nucleotide messenger RNA. RefSeq names its product putative pentatricopeptide repeat-containing protein At1g68930. The record is from RefSeq and is a predicted model, not a curated record. Gene Ontology annotation, molecular function: zinc ion binding; RNA binding; protein binding. NCBI's taxonomy places the organism in Eukaryota, Viridiplantae, Streptophyta, Magnoliopsida, Gentianales, Rubiaceae. Gene Ontology annotation, biological process: RNA modification.
GUCGUUGAACAAAGGGUGGAUUGAAUUGGGUAGGCAAGUUCACGGGCAAAUCACGAAAUGUGGUUUUAUGUCUUAUGUGUUCGUGGGGAGUCCUUUAGUAGAUAUGUAUGCAAAGUCAGGGUUGAUAUGUCAUGCAAAACAGGUUUUUGAUGAGUUACCUGAAAGGAAUCUGGUCAUACAUAACACGAUGAUUAUGGGUUUUUUGAGGUGUGGGAUGGUGGAAGAGGCAGGGCAUUUGUUUAGUCAUAUGACUGAAAAAGAUUCGAUUUCAUGGACCACAAUGAUUACAGGGCUAACACAAAAUUGUCUUGAGAUAGAUGCAAUUGAUUUUUUCCAAAAUAUGAUGUUGGAAGGAUUGGCUGUUGAUCAGUUUACUUUGGGGAGCAUUCUCACUGCUUGUGGAGGUCUUAUAGCACUAAAAGAAGGUAAACAGAUUCACGCUUUUGCAGUUAAAACCAAUCAUGUUGAUAAUGUUUUUGUCGGCAGUGCUCUUGUUGACAUGUACUCAAAGUGUAGAAGCAUUACUUCUGCAGAGACAGUUUUUAAGAGCAUGCCAUACAAAAAUAUUGUCUCUUGGACUGCAAUGGUUGUGGGGUUUGGCCAGAAUGGGUACAGUGAGGAAGCCAUUCAGAUCUUUUGUGAGAUGCAGAGAAUUGGGAUAGAGCCAGAUGAAUAUACAUUAGGAAGCGUAAUUAGCUCCUGUGGGAACCUAGCUAGCUUGGAAGAGGGAGGCCAGUUUCAUGCUCAAGCACAAGUUUCAGGUUUAAUUUCCUUUACCACUGUUGCUAAUGCACUUGUAACACUCUAUGGUAAGUGCGGAAGUAUAGGAGAUUCUCAUCAGAUGUUUAAUGAAAUGAAGAUUAAGGAUGAAGUUUCUUGGACUGCACUAGUAUCAGGUUAUGCCCAAUUUGGAAAAGCCAAUGAAACAGUGGAUAUAUUUGAGAAAAUGUUGGCCAGCGGACUACAACCAGACAGUGUUACUUUCAUUGGCAUUCUUUCAGCCUGCAGCAGAGCAGGAUUGGUAAAAGAAGGGCAUCACUAUUUUCAAUUAAUGGUUGAGGAAUAUGGAAUAAAGCCAAUGGUUGAUCACUAUACUUGCAUGAUAGAUCUACUUAGCCGUGCUGGGAAGUUAGAAGAAGCUAAAGAUUUUAUACAGAAGAUGCCUUGCAAACCUGAUGCAAUUGGCUGGGCUACAUUGCUGAGCUCUUGCAGAUCUCGUGGUAACAUAGAAAUUGGGAAAUGGGCUGCAAAAUAUCUUCAGGAACUAGACCCGGAAAACCCUGCUAGCUAUGUUUUGCUCUCAAGUAUGUAUGCGUCUAGAGGACUAUGGGGUGAGGUUGCUCAAUUAAGAAGAAGAAUGCGAGAUAAGGGUGUCAAAAAGGAGCCAGGGUUUAGUUGGAUUAAAUACAAGAACAAGGUGCAUAUUUUCUCUGCCGAUGACAAGUCCAGUCCAUUUUCAGAUCAAAUAUACAAUGAACUGGAAAAGUUGAAUCUCAAAAUGAUAGAUGAGGGAUAUAUUCCAGACGUGAGUUCAGUACUUCAUGAUAUUGAGGAGUCAGAAAAAAUAAAAAGUCUGAACCACCAUAGUGAGAGGCUUGCUAUUGCUUUUGGUUUGCUUUUUGUCCCUCCUGCCUUACCCAUUAGAGUGGUGAAAAACCUCCGAGUAUGUGGUGACUGCCACAAUGCAACUAAAAUUAUUUCCAAGAUAACCCAGAGGGAAAUCCUUGUUAGAGAUGCUGUACGCUACCAUUUGUUUAAGGAUGGGAAAUGUUCUUGUGGGGAUUUCUGGUGAUGGAUUUUGUAAUGCUUGAAACUCUUGCUGAUGGUACUGCAACUUGGGAAGGGUCAUAAAAGUAAGGCAUGGUAUGGAAUGAAUAUGAAAAAGUUGCUCCUAUGCCAAUCGAGCUGGUUUUUAAUCUUGUGAAAAGAGUGCAUUCUGUGAAGAAACCAUUCCAUCAUAUAUUACAUAAAAGACAGACAAUAAUUUGGUUUGUGAGGGUGCUUAGCUAAGAUGUUUCUCCAUCUUUUGAAUGAGGGGUGGCUUGGGAAAUCUUCCUAUCAGAAUCUUUUUCCACGAGGUACAAAAAGCUUUUAGACCUUGAAGCAAUUUGAAUUGAGAAAUGCAUAACCUGGGCAGAUAUACACAAAAUAUGAUGAUGAUGAUCGAACACAAAUUGCAUUAAGGCUUACCCUGGGCGCCGGAGGCAGAGGAGAAUUGCUGGUUUAUCACGCCAGAGUUCUGAAGCCUUCAUGGGAGGUGUCUUGCUUUUCACCAGACGCUCCAUUCCAACCUUAUAUUCUGGGGUAAGUUUCUGAACUGAAACAUUCUCAAUUGCUGAUAGUGGAGCAACAUUGUCAACAACAGGUGGAGGCUGUACACAUCCACAUGCUCUUGGUUCAGCAGGCAGUGAAGCUACAAUACCUUUAAAAACAUGUCCAUCUUUGAUCUUAAAAUCUGCCAUGGACUGCUCAAUAGAAAUAUCAUAAGCUACACUGGGUUUUACACUUGAUCUUGUCAUGCUUGGACCUCCUCUUGAGUUGAUGGACGAAGGCCGUGUCUUGUAAAUACUGUUAUUUCUGAGAGGCUCAGAGGUAAGUUUCCUUGGUGUGAGAUACGCUGAUGCUGACAAAGGAUCUACGGCACGUGGAGUCAUUCUGUCCAUAAAACGAACAACGUGACCUCUUUUCAUUCCAAAAUGAGUUGAAAGAUCUCCCAUGCUCAAGUUUAGAAGCUCAGGAAGGCAUUUCCUAGAGGCCUCCAUGUGAUCAGCAUAUUGCAUUAGUGCACGAUCAUGCAGGUACGAUCUGAUUUCAAGUGCAUCCUUCAGUAGGACAAGAUAAUGAUCUUUAGAUAUGAGGAAAAAAAUUAUUAUUUCUUUAACAAAAACAGAAGAGUAGAUUAAUUUGGAAAAAAGAAAAGAAAUUAUAACAGAACGUCUAGUGGUGAGUUUUCUGACAAAACUGGGUGUUAGUAGAUGACAGCAUGGAAAAAUGUCUGACAUUACUGUUUUGGCAAAUCUGGAAAUCAAAGAGACAUCAAGUACAAUUCCCUUGUUUGCAAAAACAUUAUUGGAAACUCUUUUCGAAGAUGGUGCAGUUAAGGACUUGAUAAGUCAUUCUUAAGGAAAACUUCUACUGAACAGUCUGAACUAGAUUAUGAAACAGAGAUGAUUUGAUAGUAUGCCAACCUUCUGCUCUUGAGUCAUGUUUAAGGAAUUCAUAUCUUCUGCAUUCAUGAGCUUCAAAGUCGGUACAUCAUCCCAACCAUCCUCCAUCAGCUUUGAGGUAAUUGCCUUUAGGGCUCCAUUUCCAACAAAGUCCUCCAUUGAGAAAGAGCCCAUCUUCUUGGCCCUCGUGAAGCAGACUCUUAUGCAGCAAUUAUGCACGCAAUGUUUGAGAGCAAAGGAAAAGAUGGAGAUAAGGAGAGAAUAGUUGAGAGGAGUUUGAUUUUUUCCUGCAAACUUGAAUGUCCUCAACUUACAUGGUAGACAAAAGAGACCUUGGCUGCCUAAAUUGCUGAAGCUUGACAGUGACACGAAUUUUUUUUUUGUUUUUUUUUGUUUGACAAAGUCUACUCUAGAAACAUUUUCAUCAGAAGAUCCCAAAUUUCGUUCACUUUUCUUGUUUAAUUCGUUGCAUGAUGUUGAUGAAAAAGUUUUGGGCUGUCUGCCUGCAUAUUUUCAACCGGAAGAUUAAGUUCCAGACAGCACACAUAUUAUUGUAUUCACUAGUCAACAAUAUGUUCCUUUUUCCAAGCUAAUGAUAGAUUGUCGACUGAGUUAAAACUA